Molecule: messenger RNA, 4255 nt
Organism: Acanthaster planci (crown-of-thorns starfish)
Lineage: Eukaryota; Metazoa; Echinodermata; Asteroidea; Valvatida; Acanthasteridae
Biological process (GO): spliceosomal snRNP assembly
Cellular component (GO): Cajal body
Molecular function (GO): U2 snRNA binding; U1 snRNA binding
Source: RefSeq, a predicted model, not a curated record
CAUUGAUACUGGAACAGGUUUGGGACAACCACGACGGGCAUUUCCACAGCAAAUGUUCCCGCGCCAUGCCUGAGAGUGCCAAGUUGUAGCCCGCCCUCUCUCGCUUUAUCGGCGAAGCAUUCAAACAUGGCUGCCUCCAUGAGACUGCGGCUACAUUUUGACGGGAAUGUUUGUACGCAGAUUUCACCGAGAAAAUGCUGGUUCUUGGUCAAUUUAGACAGUUGCAAUGUUGUAGCAGACUUAGAAUACUUGAUAAGACAGCGGUUUGAGCUCGAUCGGAGAUUAAAAAUCCAUUUGUACCUGGAUGAUUUUCUGCUACCAUCAAUGGAGAAAAUUCACGUUGUUCGGGAUAACGAUACGUUGUGGAUCAAGCUGACUGAGAUGGAAAGUCACCUUCUCCAAAGACUUGACGAACAGAGUGAAGAAAGUUCAUCUGACCCAGAAAAGCAACAAGAGAAAAAAAGAACGAGCAAACCUAGAAAAAGGAAGUCCCACACAAGGCCUGAAACAAAGCAGAGAAAACAGAAGAGUAGAUGUAACAAGCAUGACAGCCAUCUAGAUCAAAACACAUCUGAUCAUAGAAGUGUUGAGUUUCAGACAGAGGGGAAAAAUUGGGGGGAUAGGAAACAACACUCCAAGAAGAUGAAGACAGAUCAUCCAGAAAAGAGAUUGGAAGCUCCAUCUCCACUCCAAACUGAGUCAAAUAACGUAGAUAAAGCAAACACAAGUUUGAAAUCUAGUACAGGUAGCAUUCAAGAUCAUUGUGAGAAGUCCAAAAAAACGUCAAGUCAAGAUUCAACUCGUGUAACAUCAGUGGUAAAAAAAACAAAAAGAAACAAAGAUGUAACUGAAAGAAAAAGCAGCUCUAUCAAUCAAAGAAAACUAAAGGAGGACAGAACUGGUGAUUGGUCAAUGUUAGCCACAAGUUACCAUCAGCUUGCCUCAGGAACUGAAAGUAGUGUCACUGAAGAAAGUGAAGUACAAGGUAUGGUUUCAACUCAAGCAUCUGGAUUGAUGUCCAAUGCACCAAAGCAUGCAAGUUCAAGGGAUAUUGUGACUGAUGUGGCCUCCAGUUUAUGCCAGGACGAGAAUGGAAAGGCAAAUGUUGGCCAAAGUUCAAGAGAGGAGACCAGAACACAGAAUGUUGUUAGCAAAAAGAAGCUGAAGCCCAUCUGCUCAGCAGGUCAUAUUCGGUUUGAGUCGGACUCUGACUCGUGCUCAGAAGACUCAGCCCAAGCUAGUGAAGGGGCCAAAAGCCAGACAAGUAAAGAGCAAAGCAAUGCAGAGAAAACUUUAACAAACUCGGAAGAUCAAACACCGACAGGUACUGAUCAUCUGCUUGGUGAAAAUAGGACUACAGAUGAAUCCGUGCCUGCUCCUCCUGCAAAUGACAUUCCAGAGUUGCAGCCUUCUCCCUCUGGUCAGUUUUCCAUCAAGGAACAGUUCCAGAACAACAGCAGCUCCUCUCCCAGAAAAGCAUUCACUGCCAGAGGGAGGGGAGUUGUUAAAGGUAACAGAGGGAACUGGAACAAGAAGAAUCAACUGGCAGCAAAUCAGACGAACAAGUCAACUAUCGUUCAGAAUGGACCAUCAGAAGCUGUGCUCCCUGCCAAGGACUUUGGCUCUUUCCAACCACUGGUUGGCCCACCUAGACAAGGUGACAUCAUUGCCUACAAGAUCCUGGAGUUGUCUGAAUCUUACUGCCCCGAGCUUUCUAACUUCAAGGAGGCCAAGGUUUUGAGCAUUGAUCCAGCAAGUGGUACAGUCGAGGUACAACUCCAGUCUGCUGCAAUGUUGACCAAACCUUCCAAACCGGGCAAGUUUGACCUGCCAUUGGAAGAAGGAGGAGAACCGCAGGAUGUCUGCAAUGAAGAGGCUGAUCAAGAUUUAACAAUAUGUUUGCAGCUGCAGGAUCUGAUCGAUACGCGCCUUGUUCCGUCAUCUGCUUAGUCACUAAAAUUGGUAAACAGAACUUUAGCUCAGAACCAGAUGUUUCGGAACCCAUAUGAAGUGCAUUUCCAUCAUCUUCAUGCAAGGCAGGACGUUUCUGAUGUCUAUUUCAUCUGCCAGACUACACACCACCAAGUACCAUUAUGAAGCAGAUGUCUCGAAACUGCUAAGACUUUGCUGCUUGAAACUGCUCGGCUUAUUAUCGUUUUCAUUCCUUGGGGACAAACAAAGAGGGUUGGUUAACAAAUGGAUGCCACAGACACAAGUGUCACUGCAAAGAAGUUAGAGAUUUGUCAAGAAAAAAAAUGGUGUGAACUCUACACCAGACAUACAACCAAGCAUGCGCACACCAAGUCUCUCCUGACAUGGCCAUUGCUUAAUUACAUGUACAUGGGAAAGAACUCCUGUUGUGCAUACACAUGGAGUCCAUAGGUGUUUAAUAUAUUCACAAAGGAGCCAUUCCUGAUCUUAUUCCCUGACUCUGCUUUAUAACAUUUGUGAAAUGUUGGUUUGAAUAGAACCAGAGUUUUUGUAACUGGUGUGCAUUGCAAGUCUCCCUCCAAAAUCUGCCCAAUCCUCACUUGAUAAUGGCCAGAGGAAUUCUUUGCAAAUGCUAUCAUUUCCCCCUUCCAAAUCAAACCCCAUCUAUGCUGCAGUGAAUUUGCAUGCUGAGACAGUCUCCCAUAUUCAUCAAUUUUGCCCAGUCUUUGACUUCAGGAAAAACAAACUGGACUAAAGAAAAUCUGUAUUUGUUUCUGUCUUCUGUGUUUGGAGGCAAGAUGAACACAAUUACUGUCAUUUGUACCCUCAACUUCCCCAGAUUAAUAGUUAAUCUCGCCUUCAAUUUCAAUGACUGACAUGAAUAAAAACUGUUGCCAAGAAUAAUUGGCAAUGGCUCCCAAAAAGGAGCCCCCCUCCCAAUUCUCUAAAAAUAAUGGGAAAGGGGGCAUUUUAGAGGUCUUUUUUCAUUUCCCCUUUCCCCAAAGCAUGUAAAAACCCCCUAAAUAUAGCUUCACACCUCUGAAUGCCAUAACAGGUUAUCAAUGCUUGAAUAAAAUUCAAAUUUAUCCCCCGAUAAAAGUUCUGCCUCCCAAAAUGUGGCUCUACUAGAUCAGUUAUUAGAUGAAUCGUACCAUGUGAUCAAUGUACAGUUAGGAAGGUAGUCAAUGUGUCAAGUAACUGUUCAGCGCUGGUUCAUGUCAACAUUUGUUGGGUUAUGAAUGAACCAACCCCGAAUCCUGCAAUUUUAGAAUUCUGUGUGAGUUUUACUUUUUGGAAAACAGUUUCAGAAAUCAUAUCCCAUGACACAGUAUUUUGAGUGGAUUGAAGGAACAAAAAGCAUGUAGUGAACACCAAAAGUGACUAAAGUGGACUUUGUAUGAACAGGAUACUUACUAAUUUCAUUUUAAACUUGAAUAAUUUAGCUGUAUAGAAAAAUGUAACUUUAACUUCUUAUUUAUAUCCUGCCAUACGCGCUGCCAAAUUUCAUACUGUCUCCAUAAUCCUAUAAAUUUUUUGGCUUUGCUUUGCAAAUGUCAAUAAACAGUGCUUCCUGAUCUCACAGUGAGCUCAUUGCCUGGAUUUGUCAAAAGGUUGAGCAGUUUGGGACCCAGACAGUGCCCAAAGGUUCAAGUGCAAGACAGACAUUUGGGUGGAUUAACCCAAGGAAAAAAUUGGGGAAUUGUAUUUGUCAAAUUUGUCAGCACCCAAACUCCAACACAUGAUUUUGUGCUGAAAUUGAGUGGUGUUUUGUCAACAGGAUAAACAAGGAAUUACCUGUUGUCUUUUUAUUAUGUUGUAAUGAAAUAACAAUUGCACAAGUGUUCCUUUUCAUGGAUAAGGUUUCACUUUCAAUUUCAAGGAAAAUUUAUUCUUGUAUGUUCUUUUCUAAAGUUUCAACCAAAUACAAAGAAUACAUGUACAUGUAGAUUACGCUGAGAGGUGCCAAGCAACAGACAAUUCAGCUGUAGUCAAACUAUAAACUUAGUCUUUGAAAUCCCUUUGUGGCUAUCGGAUUGCUCUUAACACAUUGCUGAAGUAUCCUUUCAUGACAGAUGUCAUUUGUAGAAGUCAUUUAUUACAUGUAUAAUUUGCCUUUUGGAGACAAGUGAUGCAUGGCGUGUUCACAUGAACUUUUUAACACUGUGGGUACAAAAAAUGAAUGAGAUCAUAAAUAUUUUAAAAUGAAUUUACAGAUGUUAGAAAUUUCGUACAAUGUACAGUACUGUUUGGCCAGCUUUUGGUCAUCAGUAGCCUUGUGUAUACAUGUAGAUGGUUUAAAUUAAACAGAACAUGCAUUUAUUAA